Messenger RNA from Toxorhynchites rutilus septentrionalis, 5412 nucleotides. It is a transcript of the gene sstn, whose product is annotated as myb-like protein AA. The transcript has a single exon. Bases 1078 to 3828 code for a protein of 916 amino acids. Lineage: Eukaryota; Metazoa; Arthropoda; Insecta; Diptera; Culicidae. The record is from RefSeq and is a predicted model, not a curated record. Gene Ontology annotation, biological process: establishment of epithelial cell polarity.
CCUAACAGUAGCAGCAAUUCGUUUCAGAUCGCUGCUCUCGGGUAGCGGAAUUUAUCGUAUAAUUUCGUUUAUUUAGCAUUGUUUUCUUGUUUUUUUAGUGUUUCAAUUCAAACUUUAGUUCCGUUUGUGUGUCAAGAAAUAGUUAGUAACCACGCACUACAAGCUGGGAAGGCGGAAUAUUCGAAACAAUCGAGGCGCUUUUUCCGUGGUAUAGUUGGCUCGAAAGAAUUCAGGACACCACCAGUGUAAAAGAGCUACGAACGAAAGUAUAGGGGAAGAAGAGACAGUGCCGUCGUAAUCAUAGCAACAUAGGGAGGAAAACUUGCGUGUGUAUGUUUGUGUUUGUGCUCUUGGUGUUGAAUGGAGUUGACGACGUGAUGAUUGGAGCUCGGCCCUUUCUACGUCGUCAUUAUGAAUGGCGAUGAUGAUGAGAAACACAUCGAGCAGUUUCCAGUAGCGGAAUCACGGAAUCGAAUCACAGGAUGUGGAAGUGAUCAUGAUCAUCGAUCACCCAGACGGAGCUAUCCUUUGAGUUUAGUACCCAUAUUCUACGACAUGUACAGCUGCUUUAACUCGUAAAAUUAUGACGAAAGUUGGUUGCGUAUCAUUCGCAGCUUCGGAGACAUCUCAAUUGAAACUACCGAGUCAUCGAAGAGAAAUCGUCAAUUAAGAAAACCAUAAUUUCUUGACUUCUUGCAUCUGUAAUAUUGCGACUACAUUCGCGAAAAAUGGUGUAUGAAUUGAAGAACCGAGUGCCUAACAAUACAUAAGACUUAUCUAAUCAAAGAAACAGUAAGUCGGUUGUCUAUAAGCCCCAUGGAUGUCAGUGCUUAAGUAUCAUGGAAAGAAGAAGAGCUCAAUCACGCCAAUAGUGUACAUGUGUACACAUUAAUAUGUGCCUCAGUUAUGUAGCGUAAAUGUGUGAAAUACAUUAAUUAUAAUCAGUGUGUUUCGACAGAAGGUUUUAUUCGUUAUACUUCGCCGCGAUGUUGUCUACAUUGAACGCUGGCGAUGAUUCACAUAAGCUAUUUCAGUGACCGCUACUAGUAUACUGGAGGACCUCACAAAGAACUCAACAUGGGGGAUACUAAAGUGAAGCAACCUUCUUUCUUCGGUAGCUCGCCCCAGCAACAAGCGACUACAUCGAAGGCAGCGUUAUUAGACGCCCAAAAGGGAAAUCCUGCUUUGAAAGUGAACGGCAAGGAGGAUGGCUCUGGUAGAAAUGUGUCCAAAUAUGAUCAGCUCAAGGCUCGUAAGAUGGAGCUUGAAAGAAGGCUCAAUGAAAAAUAUGCCCAGCUUCAGCAAAUCAAGCGCGAGGAGGCUCAGCUUAUCGGGAUGUACCCUAGUGAUUUCAGCGCCGGUGUCGGAAGCCACGAUCAGAAUGGAGCAGCGCCUACAUUGCGGCGUAAGAUAGGGACAAGUUUCAAGUUACCCGAAAACUUGUUGAAUAAUAAAGAGGAUGACAUCAAUAAGCUUCUUUUAGAGAAACAAAUUCAGCAACAAAUAUCCGAGGCCUCCCUCAGGUUGGCCAACGAUACCUCUCAAUCCAAAUCUGUUCGAAGGACACAUAAACAAAAUUAUGAAACGGCACAACAAAAAUUAUUAGCUAUAAACCAAAAUCUGAGCGUACUCAAGAAGCGUCAACAAACGGCAGCCGAGCAGCAGAAACCUCCUCCUGCUACCAGAGAUGAUAUUGAUCUUCAUAAAAGUAAUAAUGUGAAUAGAUUCCGGUCGAAUAGUAACAGUAGCAGCAUGAUGAUGAUGAACCUGUCGGAGCGAAGAAACUCCUUGAAAUCAAAUACAUCGUCGAAUCAUUCGAGCACGCUGAAUAGCUCGAUCGGUUCCGCGAGCAAACAGCAACAGCUUCUUGUACAAAUCCCCAGCCAGCAUCCUGGCCACUUUCAUUCGCAACAAUUAUCACCGUAUUCUUUACACUCGGGAGCCCUCUCCGUCAUGCCAUCGGGUUCGCAGAGUAUGACUCCAAGUGCAUCGGCUGCGAUGGUGUCGCAGUUAAGUAUGCUGCGACAACGACCGCGUCAUGAUAGCUUUAGUGGGAUUAUUAAUUACGACACAACAUCGGUGGAUGCUGCAAAAAUGUCUCCCGUGAGUGGCGGAAGCGGACAUUACCAUUAUUCUCACUCACAUCAACAUUUUCAACAGCAACAGCUGCAGCACCAACAACAACAACAACAACAGCAGCAGCAAGGCAGUAGACUGAAUAAACUGAUGCAGCACCAAAUUUUGAACUAUAGUCCUCCUCCUGGACAUCAUCCUCAUGGGUAUAUACUGUCACCACCAGCCAGUGCAUCAUCUGCCGCAACUAGCCAAUCAUUUGUGUAUGAUUCGAAGGUGAUCUCUAGACUGCAGCAACCACCUCCCCCUCCACCGCCACCUUCGCAUGUUCCGACGUCAUUCCACGAACAACAUUAUUACCCAAACACCCAAGCAUCCGGCAGUAACAGCAGCUACGAGCCCCAGCAGGAUAUGACGGCUGGUCUCGGGGGUUACUGGAUGAUGUUGGAAACCGGAGAGAAGGUCUGGUGUGCCGUAGAUGCUCGGUUCUCCAGUUUAGAUCGAAAGAGUGGCGGUAGCAUGAAACUUUCACGAUCGAAACUGAGUCAAUAUCAACAUGCGAUUCCCACCAAAAGCAAUUCCAUGGGUAAUUUCGAUUUCGUUAAUAAGCAGCAACAGCAGCAACAACAACAGGAAGAUUCGAUACAUUCCGAUGCCAUCUCUGUUACUUCUGGUUCCAGUGAACACAAGAAACGUGAAAAAAUUUGGAGAGAAACUUCGCUAGACAGCCCAAUUGUGAAGCACAAGACGAUUCCUUCGCCAACGGCACCUGUGAACACCACAACGCUACCCGCGUAUCCUCAACCACCGCCAGCUCCUACUCAAGUGCAGGUCUCGAUUCAAACUCCUCUGCAUAUAAAUACCAGUCACAAUUAUGGUAUUUCCUCGUCGUCUCCUCUGUUACUAUCGCCUCAACAAAUGCGGUACUAUCAGCAGAAGCAGCAACAAAUUCUGGAACAACAGCGACAGCAGCAGUACAGAAUGAAGCAAAUUGAAGAGCAAAAUCAUCAUGCCUAUGUAAUGGAACAGCACCAGCAACAGCAACAGCAGCAGCAUUUGCAUCGCCAAAAGCUUCUUCGUUCACCGCCACAUCUUCCAAACCAUCGAAACCCUUAUACUCAACAAGUGCAGCAGCCGGUAAACCACCAGCAUCAGCACCAGCACUUGGAUCUUCUACCACAAUCACCUCAACUGUACGAUCGCGAAAAUAACAACUAUUUUCAAUCCCAGGGACCACCACGCCAGAGCAAUCUCUCGUCCCGCCACCCUGACCUCCUUAUUUCACCCACACUUUCGGUUUCAUCUUCCAACACCCUAACGUCCCCGAACUUACGACAUCAAACCUCAAUAUCACCGACACCCUCGACCAUCACAACCACAUCAACGGGCGCUGGUGUCAUUAUCCAACACACUCCCGACAUCCAAACGGAGUCACCAAAAAAUGUCACAGUAGUCCAGCAGGGGAAAAUCCUUCCAUACAAGGAAGUUACCAAACCCUUCGAGAUGUCAGAUUUCUACAAGUACUCCACAAAGUACCGACAGAAACAGCAACAACUGCAACAGCAGCAGCAUCAGCAACCAUCCGCCGCCGUCGUUGUCGGUCAACUAAGUCCCAAUGGUAACAGCGUGGGGUUGUACUCGCAUCACGUCGCCUCAAGCCAUGGCAGCGGCAGCAGUGCCGGUGAGGAAAUGAUCCAGAAGGCUACAUAUCACCCGCCAAAUCCGUCGAUAUGUCACGCAAUCAACUACAAUUGAGUAAGUGUUCUGAGAGAAAAAAAAACAUGUAAGUUUUUUGGAUAGUCAGUGUGGAAUUUUCCUGGAUGAAAAUUUUGUAGCUAGACAGCAGAGGUUAUAGGUUCACCAAUCGUAUUUGAUGUUCAAUAAAUUCGCUCAGUUUUUAAUGAAGGUGGAAUAGAAACACUUUAACCAAUCCAAAACAAAUCCAAUGCAAUUGAAAUCACGAUUGCUCAUAAGUAAUUAGGCGUGAUACACAAAAUACGUAACGCAAAAAAAAUGCGGAUUUUGCAUGUGUUUUGUUUAAUACGCAUUGAUUCACUCUGCUUCGUGCUUAAGUCUGGUGUAAUGUUCAGCUAGCGUCUCAAAUGUUCCGCCGACUAUGUAUAUGUCAUAAGCGAAUUUUCUGGAUCUAUUUAGAAUCGUACCACGCAAAUUAAACGCCGCUCGUCUCAUAACACCCUCCAGCGCAAUGUUGAAUAGCAGGCAAAGGAAGCACUGUAUCCAGCUGCUUCAGCAUGACCAAUGUGCCCUAGGUUUAUUCUUUAUCCGGCGUUAUCCCCCCCCCCCCUCCUUUAAUGCGUUACGUAAUUUGUGCACGACGCCUCAUUACGCAUAAUGUCUGAUGUUUCAUUGCGUUAUUUUAGCUGUCUCAACCAAGUUUUUUAGGACUCUAUCUAUUUACAUCGUCACAAUUACAGUCACGAGUGAUGAUUUUGUUGAAUAAAGGACAAAUAUAUUAAAGAAAAAAACAACAUUUCCAUGAGAGAACGAGAAUUAAUUGUAAAUAAAAAAUCUGUAAAACCUACAUCAUCAAUGUCAGAAACGAGAUGUUGUUCAGACUGACUGCCUCAGAUUUAUAUGGAAGAUGUGAGACUUUGGUGUCGCGCUCAGGCGACCGCGCAUUUAAAUAACAAGCAAACAAAAAAUAGAUAGCAUAUGUAUUACUGUUAACUUUGUACAGAGAAGACUGUUAGCUCAUAUAUAGUGUUGAUGUCUUUGGAAUAGCGUUAGACGUAUUCGGACAUGGAAAAAAAUGGACAUACCAUUUGAGAGUGUUCCAUUGGUGGCCUUUUAUACGAGUUUCUAUCGUGAGUGUUCUGAAUCAAAUAAUAUAUAUUUUGAACAAGCAAUGAACAAUGAAAAGUUUAAAAAUCAAAAACGUACCUUGAUAAAAUGUAGAUUGAUAGCCAUAGGUAAAAGUUAGACAACAUAUAUACAAUUAUAGAGAAUAUUUUUUCCGUAACUUCCUUAAUAGUUUCCUUUUUGUGUUUUUUUUUUCGAAUCUAAAGACUAUUUCGCAGCUUGUGAAUUUGAAGAAAACGUAAACAUGUUCGGGAUCGACUCCUUUCCAAGCAAAAGCAUGAGAAAACAUAUUUGAAGUGUGAAUUAAUUUGUAGCGCAGUUCUUCUUACUCAAUCAUUAAAACUAUUCUUUUUGUUGUUAGUUUUUCAAUAACAUUUGUUUGUUUUAUUAAUAGUUAGCUUAUACUGUAACUCCACGACAGCAUCUGUGAAUAAAAUAUAUUGGUUAAUUCGUUUUAAGAAUUUUCUCGCUCGCUGCUGUAAUUUCCCUCUAUAUAUUCAUUCCCAUAAAUAAUUUCGA